AUGUGUGAUUUUAAUAAUGAAUAUGAAACCAACAUUGAAUACAAUUAUCUUAAUAACCAGAAUGAGACUUCUGAAGAGUCAUCUGUCCAACAAACUCUCCCUCCUCGUGUUGGAAUUUCUAAGGGACGAUCACUUGAAAAAUUGAUUAUACCUGAUAGUGCUUUUGACCAGGCUUCUAAAUUAAGUGUUGGAAUGCAAUUUGAAAACUGGAACCAUGCUAAUUUAGUAUUAUUGGCUUAUGGACAACAGAUUGGCUUUGUAUGGAGGAUUCAAGAUAAAUACUUAGAUAAAAAUGGAGGUGUAUAUAAGUAUGUAUUUGAAUGUAGACACGCGGAAAUAUUCAAAUCAAAAAAAACAGCAACAGAUCCUUCAAAACAACGCAAUAGGGAAUCAAUCAAAACUGGCUGUACUUGUUUUAUAAAUAUGUGCUGGCCACUUAAGUCACAAUGUCCUUCGAUUACCAAGAUGAAUCUCACACAUGAUGGACAUUCACUUAAUCCAGAAAUGAUUCAAUUUGCUAAUGUUUAUCGACAAAUUCCUCAAGAUAUAAUGAAUAAAAUUGAAUUUUAUGUGAAUACAAUUCAUGGGAUUAAUCAACACACGUUAAGGCAACUUCUUCAAGAAGCUGCACCAUAUUUGAAAAAUGUUUUAUAUCCAAUUAAGAAACGCUGGGCUAAAUGUUUUACUUUUAAGGAAAUGUUAGCUUCAGAACUUCAAAAAGCUGAAUAUCGAGAUUAUUUAGCCAAUUUGCCUUUUAUUAUUGCUUCUUCUUCAGCAAUUCGUGUCUUUCCAAAAUUGGUUGAGAAUUUAAGAAGUGUUUUAACUGAUGAAGUUUUUUCUAUCCAAAAGACUCAAAUUGAUGUUUGUUUUGAAUACUAUUCAAAAUUAAUUCCUUCUGAUCAAUACCAUAUGUAUAAUAAUAUUAAUGAUUUUGAUACUUCUGUUUGUCUUGAAGAUUGCACAGAUAAAUGUCAAAUUGCACUUAAGUCUCUAAUUAGUGACGUAAAUCUUACUAAUGUUAUAGAAAUUUGGGAAGUUAAACACAUGGCAGUUAAUACAACGUCAGUAAAUUACGUGGCAUUAUUUCAAGAUCAUUCUCAUAUUUGUACAUGUUUACUUUUGACUAGUGAAGGUUUGGUUUGCCACCACUUUUUUCAAGUGAUGUUACGAACACAAAAAGCACAGUUUACAUUUAAUUUGUUAAAGAGUCGGUGGUAUAAAAAAGGUGUUGAUCUACAGAAAAUCAAUGCUUUAGAUAAAUCCGCUAACUUUGUGAUUGAUACUGGGAGUGAAAGUUCAUUAACUUUUAUAUGUGAAAUUCAUAUUAAUGAAGAAGAUCUCUUAAGCAAUAAUUCUGAAGUUGAACAUUUUAUCAAUAAACGUCAGAUUUAUGGAGAAUGUGCAGCAUUAGGACGAAAGUUAGCAUCCUUAGCAUCUGAAUUCAACUUAGCACAUAUUGCAGCUACAUUACGAGGUUUAAUUCAAGAAGUGAAACUAUCUAAUAAUCCUGUUAAUAAGCAAGAUCAAGAAAUGAUUCGUAAUCCAUUGCAAGUUAAUGCAAAAGGAAGGCCUGCUAAAAGAUUGAAAUCUUCUGGGGAAAAUUCUAUGGGCAAUAGAUCUAUUAAUCGUUCUGGUGAUGGAUAUACACUACCCUCCCAAAAGUAUCCGGUCAAAUAA
Messenger RNA from Rhizophagus irregularis DAOM 181602=DAOM 197198, 1677 nucleotides. RefSeq lists its product as uncharacterized. The record is from RefSeq and is a predicted model, not a curated record. Gene Ontology annotation, molecular function: zinc ion binding. NCBI's taxonomy places the organism in Eukaryota, Fungi, Glomeromycota, Glomeromycetes, Glomerales, Glomeraceae.